Pyricularia pennisetigena is the source of this 2259-nucleotide messenger RNA. RefSeq lists its product as uncharacterized. Gene Ontology annotation, biological process: trehalose catabolic process. NCBI's taxonomy places the organism in Eukaryota, Fungi, Ascomycota, Sordariomycetes, Magnaporthales, Pyriculariaceae. The annotation marks the transcript as partial. Gene Ontology annotation, cellular component: cytoplasm. The transcript has 5 exons. Gene Ontology annotation, molecular function: calcium ion binding; alpha,alpha-trehalase activity. The record is from RefSeq and is a predicted model, not a curated record.
AAACCUCAAGCCAAAAGCCCUUUACCUACCGAACCGACAACAGUCAUCAUGAGCGAAGCUCCUCAGGCCCGUCGUGUAGGGUCUGUGGAUGACCACAAUGUCUACGACGAUGCGAAAACGUACUAUACAUCCGAGGAGCGGCACAACAACUCGAGAAGCGGUCCUAGGCAGAGGACGUACUCGCAGAACAGCUUGCUUGGGCAGAUGGAGCGAUUGGGUCUGAAGGAACCAUUCCGGAGAGGCAGUCAUGACGAGUCCAACCACAACAGACGUUUCCUCAUCCAGGUUGACCCCACCCUCGAAAGCCUGAAAUCCCAAGAGGAUACCGAUGGAAACAUGCAAAUCACCAUCGAAGACAAUGGGCCCAAGGUCCUCACUCUUCGCACCGCAGGGUCCAACGGCCACAACAGAUUCGACAUUCGUGGCACUUACAUGCUCUCGAACCUUCUUCAAGAGCUGACGCUUGCGCAAGAAUAUGGACGCAAACAAGUCAUCCUGGAUGAGGCACGCCUCAACGAGAACCCAGUCAAUCGUCUGUCCAGGUUGAUUCGGGAUCACUUUUGGGACGCCCUCACCCGCCGCAUCGAUGCAUCCAGCAUUGAGGUGGCAGCCAAGGACCCCAAGGACUGGACCGAUGACCCCCGGCCUCGCAUUUACGUGCCAAAGGGGGCGCCUGAGCAGCUCGAGUACUACAAAAAGUUGGCCGCCGAUAAGCCCGAGAUACGAUUGGAUGUCGUUGAGCUUCCCGAGACUAUUACUCCCGACUAUGUCGUCGGCAUCAACAAUGCCCCGGGUCUUCUUGCAGUGGAUAUGGAAGAGACCGUAGACCCCAAGACCGGGGAGAGGGUCAUGAGUGGUCGUCCAUUCGUCGUUCCUGGCGGCCGUUUCAACGAGCUGUACGGCUGGGACAGCUACAUGGAGUCUCUCGGCCUUCUUGUUAACGACAAGGUGUAUUUGGCCAAGUCCAUGGUCUUGAACUUCUGCUUCUGCAUCAAACACUAUGGAAAAAUUCUGAACGCCACCAGGUCAUACUACCUCUGCCGAUCCCAGCCGCCAUUUCUCACCGACAUGGCUCUGCGCGUCUACGACAAGAUUCGACACGAGCCUGACGCAACCGAGUUUCUCCGGACCGCCAUACUCGCUGCGAUCAAGGAGUACCACAGUGUCUGGGUGGCCGAGCCCCGUCUAGAUCCAGUUACUGGGCUCUCGCGAUACAGGCCCGAGGGGAGAGGUGUGCCGCCGGAGACCGAAGCUGACCACUUCUUGCACAUAUUGGAGCCCUACUACAAGAAGCACAACAUGACAUUCAAAGAGUUUGUAGAAGCGUACAACUCUGGUAGCAUCAAGGAGCCGGAGCUGGACAAGUACUUCCUGCACGACCGAGCCGUGCGAGAGUCUGGUCACGAUACUUCAUACCGUCUAGAGGGUGUAUGUGCAGACCUGGCGACCGUCGACCUCAACACCUUGCUGUUCAAGUAUGAAACAGACAUUGCUCGUACCAUUCGCAACGUGUUUGGAGACAAGCUCGUUAUCCCAGCCGAGUACUGCGUUGGCUCCCUUCAGCCAGGUCAGGUCGAGACGUCUGCAAUCUGGGACCGCCGGUCCAAGCGGAGAAAGCUCGCCAUUGACAAGUAUCUGUGGAAUGAGGAGGAGGGCAUGUACUUUGACUAUAACACGGCUAAGCGCGAACAGUGCAACUACGAGAGCUGUACGACCUUUUGGGCACUGUGGGCUGGCGUUGCAAGCCCCAAGCAAGCGGCUAUUAUGGUCACGCGGGCACUGCCCAAGUUCGAGGCGUACGGAGGCUUGCUUUCAGGCACGGAGAAAUCAAGGGGCCAGAUAGGACUGGAUCGACCCAACCGUCAGUGGGACUACCCUUAUGGCUGGGCGCCACAGCAGAUGCUUGCCUGGACUGGCCUGUAUCGCUACAGUUUCACCGAGGAGGCUGAAAGGCUAGCAUACAAAUGGCUCUUUAUGAUCACCAAGGCCUUUAGCGACUUCAACGGCGUGGUGGUAGAGAAGUAUGACGUGACACGCCCUGUGGAUCCCCACCGUGUCGACGCCGAGUACGGAAACCAGGGUCUUGGGUUCAAGGGAGUUGCGAAGGAAGGGUUUGGCUGGGUCAAUGCCAGUUACAUCUACGGACUCCAGAUCAUCAAUGCCCAUAUGCGCCGUGCGCUGGGAACUCUCACGCCGUACGAUACCUUUGUCAAGGCACUCGAGGAUAACCGUAACCGGGCUCUGUCAGAGAUGGUCUGA